GGGGAACUCUGUUUCGUGUGUGUAUUUGGAAAUUCGCUAUCAUAUUUUGUGUCAUGAUUUCAACGAAUAGUUUUAGCCAUGGAAUAUUGCUCGUCGGACAUGCCAAAAUCGUGGUUAGAAAAAUACUGUUCUGCUACAACAAAAACGAAAUUACGAGUUUCGAUCGUAAAAGUGCGCGGAUCAAAUUAUUCUUCAGACUCUAAUAAUGUUUUGUUUUUAUUCACUGAUUCCGUUUGAGAGUAAAACGAUUGAGAUGUGGCCGAAUUUUUAGAAAGUAAAACGGAAUGAGAAAUUGCAAAAAUUAUCGAGAGGUUAGAAAAUUGUUUUUUUACGGUGCGGGCUUGGAAAAAUGUCGAUAAAUAAACAGUAAGAGAUGUGAAAACUCAAGUUGUAGUUGGAGAUGUCGGAAAGCAGUUGACAAUGGGCAGGGAGAGGGGGAAGAAUACGUGUUGCGAGUGAGAAUAAUAAAAAGUUUUCCGCAGGAGGUUUGAGGGACGUUCGGUUUUUCUUCGAAUUCGAGAGAGCUGCGCGAAGACGCAUGCGCGUUGAGUUGGACUCCUGUUUAUCGAGCGUCAGAUAUACGUGGUACAAAAGCAGAGAGAAUCCUAACAAUUACCGAAAAUGCAGCGAAGCUGUUGUCGAAAGCUUUGAUAGUCGUUAAUCACAAAGCACAACGCGGUACCCAAGUGAGUUCGUGGCGGGAAUUAUAAACUCGCGUGUAGUUUUAAAAAUAAUGGCGAUGUCAAAUGUAUACUCGAAAAUGUCGACGAAGCCAGUGAAACGUUUUCAAGAUAACAACCUCGUUGAAACCCAAACCAAUGCUUGGGUCAAUGCGGAGUCACCCAGCAACAAUGUUUCGGGCUCUCCACCACCGGUCAUACCGUUCUUGCCACAGAUGAUUCUCCAGAGAGAAGACGUUAUAAAUCAGCCGCAAAGUGCACCUGUAUCUCCGCUCUCGUCGCUAUCUUCCCCAAUUUCACAACUCAGUCUACCAACUUUGGAAGACUGUACUCAAGACCCAAACUGGCAAGCCACAAAAUCUACUGUACGAGAACGAAAUGCUGCCAUGUUCAAUAAUCAUCUCAUGGCUGAUAUUCAAUUCAUAGUUGGCAGCCCAGGUCAUACUCGCUCCAUACCAGCUCACAAGUACGUACUAGCGACUGGUAGUUCAGUAUUUUACGCGAUGUUUUACGGUGGCUUAGCGGAAAACAAAAAAGACAUUGAAGUGCCGGACGUAGAGCCUGCUGCGUUCCUCGCGCUGUUGAAAUAUAUGUACUGCGACGAGGUCCAUUUGGAAGCAGACACAGUUUUGGCUACACUGUACGUAGCAAAAAAGUACAUAGUCCCACAUUUGGCACGUGCUUGUGUCAGCUACUUGGAAACUAGUUUGACAGCGAAAAACGCGUGUUUGUUACUGAGUCAAUCUCGUCUGUUCGAAGAGCCUGAUCUUAUGCAACGAUGCUGGGAAGUCAUUGAUGCUCAAGCUGAAGUGGCGCUGAAAUCCGACGGUUUUCUAGACAUUGAUAUACAUACUCUCGAAUCAGUUUUGUCCAGGGAAACACUGAAUUGCAAGGAAAUUCAUUUAUGGGAGGCUGCGCUAAGAUGGGCUCCUGCUGAAUGUAUCAGACAAGAAUUGGAGCCUACACCGCUCAAUCAAAGACGCCUUUUAGGCUCUGCCUUAAAUUUAAUACGAAUUCCGGCGAUGAGCGUGGAAGAAUUCGCAAAUAGCGUCGCGCAAACUGGAAUUUUAUCGCAACAAGAAACGAUCGACCUUUUUCUCCACUUUACCGCAAGUACGAAGCCUCAUUUGCGUUAUCCAAUCAAAGCUCGUCAAGGAUUGAAAACUCAGGUUUGUCACCGAUUUUUGUCGUGUGCGUACCGAUCGAAUCAGUGGCGUUACAGAGGCCGAUGUGACUCGAUCCAAUUCAGCGUUGACAAGCGAAUAUUCGUCAUCGGUUUUGGAUUAUACGGGAGUUCAUCCGGUGCUGCGGAUUACAAUGUCAGAAUCGAACUUAAAAGACUGGGUCGAGUGCUGUCGGAAAACCAUACAAAAUUUUUUUCCGAUGGUUCAAGCAAUACGUUUCACGUAUUUUUUGAAAGUCCGAUACGUAUAGAACCCGAAAGUUUUUACACAGCAAGUGCUAUUUUGGAUGGUGGAGAAUUGAGCUAUUUCGGACAAGAGGGCAUGUCCGAAGCCACUGUUGGUAGUGUAAAUUUUCAAUUUCAAUGCAGUUCUGAAAGUACAAAUGGCACAGGCGUACAAGGAGGACAAAUUCCCGAGUUAAUAUUUUACGAUCCUUCCGUCGACGAUUAAUCAAGGUUCAUUAUCAUCUUCUCUCAUCGUCUCAUCAUCAGAACAAAGAGUUCAUUGCUCUCCCGGCUCGUAAAAGCCUCGACGUUGUCAAAGCGUCCAUCGUCAAUUGUAACGUUUCUGGCAGACUGUUCUUUUUUUCCUUUUUUUUAUUAAUAAAGUUCUGCGUGGCAGGUGGUUGAUUAUUUUGUAGCAUAAAUUUUGUGUUCCUAUAAUACAAAUAACCUUUGUAACAAUAUUUAUCAUUAUUCGUAUCAAUUUUCCCGACGAAUGUUUAAUUGGAUUAUGAAAUACCCGCUCAGGAUCAACGAGACUACAAAAUCUUUCCAAAAUGACCUUAGAGUCUAAAAUAUUAUACCAAAUUCGAUUAUUUUUUUUUCUUUUUCGUAACAUCAAGACUUUUCGACUAAAAGUCUAAACUUUCCCCUUUACCUAAUGUCCAAUUACCUGAAAAACCUUAAUAAAGUUAAACGUCAUGGUUUCCUACCACACGUACACUGCAGUGCUCUUCCCUCAUUUGUUACGUUGUAAAAAAUGUAUAAAAUUGUAGAUUUGUGUGUAACCGAAGUACAACGAUCGUGUUAAGGCGGUAAAAUAUAUCUUAAAUAGAUUAGAUUUUAGCUGCACGUUUAGAGCAGUAAUAUCUAAAUGGAUAAGAGAAUUUCACCAUUUUUUUCAUUUGUAGUUUGAAGUUUUCUCGAUUAAAGCUUUUAUCUUUUGUA
This is a messenger RNA of Venturia canescens, 3033 nucleotides long. RefSeq names its product BTB/POZ domain containing protein 3 lute (gene lute). The record is from RefSeq and is a predicted model, not a curated record. NCBI's taxonomy places the organism in Eukaryota, Metazoa, Arthropoda, Insecta, Hymenoptera, Ichneumonidae. Gene Ontology annotation, biological process: neurogenesis. Gene Ontology annotation, cellular component: cytosol. The coding region runs from base 734 to 2314 and encodes 526 amino acids. The transcript is spliced from 7 exons. Gene Ontology annotation, molecular function: protein binding.